Messenger RNA from Vicia villosa (hairy vetch), 1961 nucleotides. Its product is annotated as IAA-amino acid hydrolase ILR1-like 4. The record is from RefSeq and is a predicted model, not a curated record. Bases 455 to 1720 code for a protein of 421 amino acids. The transcript is spliced from 5 exons. Gene Ontology annotation, molecular function: IAA-Ala conjugate hydrolase activity. NCBI's taxonomy places the organism in Eukaryota, Viridiplantae, Streptophyta, Magnoliopsida, Fabales, Fabaceae. Gene Ontology annotation, cellular component: endoplasmic reticulum. Gene Ontology annotation, biological process: auxin metabolic process.
UAACUUAUGUAGGUAGUCAUAGAGUUAGAUCUCUGACUUUUCCUUAAAGAGAUUCAUUACAUUCACAGCUAAGCUAACAGUUUGUUAUUAUAAAAUGUGUUAAACGUUGGCUGUAUUAUAAAAUAUUUUUUGUUAUCAACAGAUAACUCAAAUUUGAACUCAGUUACAACACCUGUGUGAAUCUCUAGAACUCUUACUUUUGCUUAUAGAGAUUCAUGACAGCUAAGCUAACAGUCUGUCAUAAUAAAAUGUUUAAGAUUGGCUGCAUUGCAUAAAAUGUUUUUGAUAUUUAUAUUCACCCGUGGAUCAUUAUAUACGAAUUUGACAAAUCUCUACGUCAUAGGAAAUUGGAACCAUUAGAGUCAACUACCUACUCUCAUAUUACAAAAACAAAGCAGCAUUUUUUGUUAUCAACAGAUAAUUUUUCACACUAUCACACACACCAAAACAAACCAUGUCUUCUUUCUUCAAAUUCAAAUUCAACAACUUUCUGGACAUUGCCAAGAGUCCUGAGGUUUUUGAUUGGAUGGUCAGUAUCAGAAGGAAGAUUCAUGAGAAUCCUGAACUGGGUUUUGAAGAAUUUGAAACAAGUGAACUGAUAAGAUCAGAAUUGGAUAAAAUGGAUAUACCUUAUAAACAUCCGGUUGCAAUCACUGGUGUUAUUGGCUUGAUAGGGACUGGUUUGCCUCCUUUUGUUGCUAUAAGAGCUGAUAUGGAUGCUCUUCCUAUGCAGGAAAUGGUGGAGUGGGAGCACAAGAGUAAAGUAGCUGGAAAGAUGCAUGCAUGUGGUCAUGAUGCUCAUGUUACCAUGUUACUUGGUGCUGCAAAGAUUCUCAAACACCAUGAAAAAGAAAUACAAGGAACAGUUGUUCUUGUUUUCCAACCAGCAGAGGAAGGAAGUGGAGGAGCUAAAAAAAUUCUUGAAUCUGGAGUAUUACAAAAUGUUACAGCUAUAUUUGGAUUGCACGUUGUUCCUGAACUGCCAGUAGGAGAAGUGGGCUGUAAGUCUGGUCCAAUAUUAGCAGGAAGUGGCCGUUUUGAAGCAAAAAUAAGUGGAAAAGGAGGUCAUGCUGCUGUUCCUCAAAACGCUAUAGAUCCCAUAUUGGCAGCUUCCAAUGUGAUCAUUAGCCUACAGUACCUUGUUUCUCGGGAAGCUGAUCCUUUUGACUCACAGGUUGUGACUGUUGCAAAGUUCCAAGGAGGUAGUACAUUCAAUGUUAUUCCAGAUUAUGUCACAAUCGGUGGAACCUACCGAGCUUUUUCUAAACAAAGCUUCAGCCAUCUGAGACGGAGGAUUGAAGAGAUUAUUGUCGGACAAGCUGCUGUGCAUAGAUGCAAAGCAACCGUGGAUUUUCUUGAUGAAGAGAAACCUAGCUAUCCUCCAACCGUAAACGAUAGUAACUUGCAUGAGCAUUUUGUGAAUGUUGCAGUGAAUAUGCUUGGUACCAAUAAAGUUAAUAGUACCGUGACACCAUCCAUGGGAGCUGAAGAUUUUUCUUUCUAUCAAGAGGUCAUGCCUGGUUACUUCUUCAUGCUUGGAGUGCAGAAUGCCUCACAUAAGCCGUCUGAAUCAUCAUUACACUCACCUUAUCUCGAAAUCAACGAAGAUGGAUUUCCUUAUGGAGCUGCACUUCAUGCAUCAUUAGCUUCUAGUUAUCUUCUAAAACAUCAGCAAAAUAUGCCUGGUGCUGCUGAUACCAAAUAUCAUGAUGAAGUAUAAAUGUUAGAUUUGUUCUCCUCCAACUGUUCCUUUAUGUUUCAUUCUCUAGGUAUUGUUAGUCUUUAAGUUAUGAACUUAUGAUGAUUUAUGUCAUAUUUUAAGUUAUGAACUUAUGAUCAUCUUGCACUAUUUUACUUUAUGUUAUAUUUUAAGUUGUGAGUUUAUGAUCAUCUUGCACUAUUGUACUUUAAGUUAUUAACAAAUGAUAAUCUUGUAAUUUAUAUUAUAUUUCGUACCUAUU